Eimeria necatrix is the source of this 558-nucleotide messenger RNA. RefSeq lists its product as hypothetical. The record is from RefSeq and is a predicted model, not a curated record. The coding region runs from base 1 to 558 and encodes 185 amino acids. NCBI's taxonomy places the organism in Eukaryota, Apicomplexa, Conoidasida, Eucoccidiorida, Eimeriidae. The transcript has a single exon.
AUGCCUCGGCACCACGCUGGGCCCCCGGAUGGGGCCUCCGGCCCUCGAUGCUAUCUUGCCUCAGAGUCCUCGCUGGGGCCCCUGCCGCAGCAAGAAGCGCUUUCAGAUGAUACAGAAGCGCCUACAUUGAAGUGGCUGAGGAGAUCUAACCGUGCAGACCUCCGCAGGUUCGGUGUUGUGACCCACGCAAGAAGGGUCCACGGGCUGGAGUACCCCUUUCCCCCCAGGGCCCCCAAACCCAUUAUAAAGGUCCCUUCUGCCUUUAGACCAGCUGCAGCAGAGCCGUGGGCAGCCCCACAGACUUACUGGGGACACACACCCAAGUUGGGCCUAGCCGGGGCACUCGGGAAGAGCAGGGAAAGGCCAGGUAGCAGCAGCAGAACUAGCAGCAGCAGCAGCAGAAGCAGCAGCAGAAGCAGCAGCAGCAGCAGCAGGAGCGUCGAACGCACGGAGGUGAGACCGGAAGAGUGGCUUGCGUGCUGCGGCGGCUCGCGAGUGCAAAUAGAGUUAUUAUUCAAAAAUAGGAAUACAGAGAAGGAGAGGCAGUGCCUUAUGUAA